AUGGCCUGCUGCGCUACUAGCUUCUGUGGCUUUCCCACUUGCUCCACCGGUGGCACCUGUGGCUCUAGCUGCUGCCAGCCCAGCUGUUGUCCAACCAGCUGCUGCCAGCCCAGCUGCUCCCAGUCCAGCUGCUGCCAGCCCAGCUGCUGCCCACCCACCUGCUGCCAAUCAAGCUGCUGUGGAACGGGCAGUGGCCAGGAGGGUGGCAGUGGAGGUGUGAGCUGCCGCGUUAGAUGGUGCCGCCCAGACUGCCGCGUGGAGGGCACCUGCCUGCCCCCCUGCUGUGUGGUGAGCAGCACACCCCCAACCUGCUGCCAGCUGCACCAUGCCCAGGCCUCCUGCUGCCGCCCAUCCUACUGUGGACAGUCCUGCUGCCGCCCAGCCUGCUGCUGCUACUGCUGCCCCCCAAGCUGCUCUGAGCCCACCUGUUGA
Molecule: messenger RNA, 432 nt
Organism: Chionomys nivalis (European snow vole)
Lineage: Eukaryota; Metazoa; Chordata; Mammalia; Rodentia; Cricetidae
Product: keratin-associated protein 9-3-like
Exons: 1
Coding region: 1-432 (143 amino acids)
Cellular component (GO): keratin filament
Source: RefSeq, a predicted model, not a curated record